Molecule: messenger RNA, 4457 nt
Organism: Silurus meridionalis
Lineage: Eukaryota; Metazoa; Chordata; Actinopteri; Siluriformes; Siluridae
Gene: gan
Product: gigaxonin
Exons: 11
Coding region: 246-2096 (616 amino acids)
Biological process (GO): cytoskeleton organization
Molecular function (GO): protein binding
Source: RefSeq, a predicted model, not a curated record
GAAGAAGAAGAAGGUGUGUUUACAUUUGCAUUGACAGGCUCGGCGUGACUACGGAAUCCACCCAGGAGAAUGAAGUCAUAGGUCGGUAAUGAGGUUAUAUUACAUAAAUAUAUGACUCGUUACUUUUAUAACACUAAACAAUAUAUGCGGAUUAUUCAGUAAUUCGGAUUGUUUGCCCAUGGUAUGCACCAUUGGUAAUAUUUCCGAACUGAUUUUCGCUUAGUUAGUUAGUUAGUUUAGAGACAAUGUCGAAAGCCGGGGCAGAGGCUGGAGCUCAGGCUGGAGCUCAGGCUGAUCCGGGGUCAGUCGUCUCGGAUCCACAACAUUCCCAGAAGCUUUUGAGAUCCCUGCGAUCGUUUAGAGAAGAUGGGAGUUUUCAGGACGCUCUUUUGGUCAUUGAAGGAGAAGAGAUCCCUGUGCAGAAGAACAUCCUAGCAGCCGCGAGUCCAUAUAUCAGGACAAAGCUAAAUUACAACCCACCCAAAGAUGAUGGAUCUAUGUACAGAAUUGAGCUGCAGGGCAUAUCUAUGCCUAUCAUGAAGCAGAUCCUGGACUACAUCUUCAGUGGAGAGAUCUCUCUAAAUGAGGACACCAUCCAGGACGUGGUCCAGGCCGCUGACAUGCUGCUGCUCGUCGACCUCAAGUCGCUGUGCUGCCAGUUCCUCGAGAGCUGCAUCACGGCAGAGAACUGCAUCGGCAUCCGGCUCUUCUCCCUGCACUACUGCCUGCACCACGUGCACCACGUGGCCACAGAGUACCUGCAGACGCACUUCAGGGACGUAGUGGACACGGAGGAGUUCCGCGAGCUCCCGCCCGAGCGCCUGUGCGAGCUGUUGGCCAUGGAGAAGCUCAACGUGGGUAAUGAGAAGUACGUGCUGGAGGCCGUGGUGCGCUGGCUCGCCUACGACAUCGAAGCCCGUCGGGUGCACAUGAAAGAGGUGAUGUCUGCAGUGUGGGUGCAGGGCCUGGACCAGAGCUACCUGCAGGAGCAAAUGCUGGGAGAGGCACUGAUGAGGGAGGUGAUUGGCGAAUGUUGCGUGGAGUCGUUAAGAGGCGCGGCGCAGCAAGGAGAAGAACUGCUCGCUGCCUUCAAACCCCGCGGCUACUCCGAGUGCAUCGUCGUUGCAGGGGGUGAGGACAGGGCCACUCGGAAGCCGUCUGCAGUGACACGCUGCAUGUGCCCGCUUUACGACAGGAACCGGCAGCUGUGGAUCGAUCUUCACCCCAUGAACGAGAGACGGAUUGGUCAUGGGGUGGUUACUGCCGAUGGCUGCCUUUUUGCGAUUGGAGGAAUGGAUGAAAAUAAGACCGUGUUGAGUAGUGGAGAGAAAUACAACCCAGAGACUAACACCUGGACGCACAUUCCGCCAAUGAACCAGGCAAGGCAGCAUUUUUGUAUUGCUGAGUUGGAUGGACUCAUCUACGUCCUGGGUGGUGAGAAUGAAGACACUGAAGUCCUCCUGACGAUGGAAGUAUUUGACCCUCACUUCAAUACCUGGACAACGCAGACCAGCAUGACUACUGUCCGAAAGUUUGGUUGCUGCGCGACAAUGAAGAAGAAGCUGUAUGUCAUGGGAGGAGGGUCUUACGGGAAAAUCUACGACUCUGUGGAAUGUUACGACCCCAAGACUCAGCAGUGGACUACAAUCUGCCCCCUAAAGGAGAGGAGGUUUGGCGCUGUGGCAUGCGGCGUGGGUCAGGAGCUCUACGUGUUCGGAGGAGUGAGGAGCAGAGAUGCAGACAACCCCGAGUCCAGUCAAAUGACUAUCUGCAAAUCUGAGUUCUUUCAUGAUGAGUUGAAAAGAUGGGUGAUGCUUGAUGAUCAGAACCUUUGCAUACACACCACAUCGUCAUUCGUAUAUGGAGCCGUUCCCAUUGGAGCCAGUAUAUAUGUUGUUGGAGAACUGGACACGGGUACCAGUUACGACUACGUGCGAGAGUUUCGGCGCAGUACAGGUACUUGGCACCCGACUCGCCCCCUCCUGCCCUCGGACCUGUGUAAGACCGGCUGUGCUCCUCUCCGCAUCGCUAACUGUAAACUGUUCCGGCUGCAGCUGAAACAGGGUCUGUUCCGGAUCCGAGUGCCAUCCAUGUAAAGAGCACCUCCUCGCCCAUCUAGUCAUCUUCUUAUGCUUGCCGACCGGGUAAAUACGUGCCACUUGGGAUUGGCUUUGGGAAUGAUUUUAGGCGAGGAUGCUUACUGAGUGAGCUGGACAUUUUGUCCACUUUUUUGUUUUGUGUUUUCAUAUGUUUUCAUAUUUUUUUUAACUCAAAGGGAUGUCAUUUUGAUAUGUAGCAGGUAAGCUACCUUUUGUAACUGUUAAUAUUGUGUUUUUAGAGAGAUCCACGGGUUGUUGCUUGCUGCUACUGCCUUUUAAGCUAACAAUAAUACUGAUAGAUUUGGAGGGGGAGGGGGGGGGGGGUGUUUGGUAGCUUGACUGUAUUUUUUUUUCCUCUCAUUUUUUUAUUUUAUCAUUUAUGAAUUGUCUUACACUUGGAUUACACUGUUGAUGGGAACUGCUUUGGACUGUCAGGAGAAGAAUGAUGGGAACAGUGGUGUAUUUUUAGCCCGUAUUAAACAUGGCUUUAGAAUAGAAAACACAAGACUUCAUUAUCUAGAAUGAAAAGUAUUUGGGAGAAAAAAAGUGUGCAUAUUUAGGAAGGUGGAGAUUGUUUCUAUAGCAUUAUUGCCGUUUUAUUAUAAACACUGUACCUCAAAGAGUUAAUUCCAUGUAAUAAUUAGGGCUUAGGCAUGAUACACGUAUAUAACCGGUAGUAGGAACUUUUUUUUUUUUUUGUAUUGAUAAAAUCGUACUAGACGAUUGCGCUCGCUCUGAUUAAAGCCGCUGUGUGUGUGUGUGUGUGUGUGUGUGUGUGUGUGUGUUUUGAGGGUGACCUUUGAACUGGCUUUCCAGUCACUGCAGACCGUUUUGGCAUCCGGCGUGACCCCAUUUGUUGUGUGCGCGUCACAGCUGCUGCUGUCUAUUCUAAUCGGUACACACUUCUAGAGAAGCUCGUAAGCAUACAUUCGACUGCCCAGCGAUAGAAACGGCUACAACAUUUAAACAAACAUUUGGGGCAGAGUUUGUUUUCGGUGUUUUUAUAAUGGACGCAGGUCAUACACGCUCGACUGCUUUGUGGUUUGUUUCGUUGCACUAAUAAGGUCGUAGCAUAAGACUAAACUUUUUUUACUUAAUGAAACGACAGCGAGUUCUGAUUCCGCGUUGGGUUCAAAACCAGUUUGUCUGUAAAUGCUGUAUAAUAAUCCUGUGUUCCAGGUAUGAACAGCGUGUCAUGCUCACGCUCAUGUAUUUGUUGACUCGGGUGUCUGUGUGCUAAGCGUGUAACACUCCUUUUCUACGAAUUAAUUGCAACUUCCCAGUGUCGUCCUGCGUACCUCGCUUUUUAAACCCGACCAUCUCGUCUUCAACCAAAACGCAGAGCCUUGAUAUGCACAAGCUAUCAACAAAGUCGCUACAAGCUAGACUUUUAAUCACUGUUGGAUUUUGAUUAUUGAGAUGUUUUUCCUCCACGCUAUGCAUUAUCAGUGAUAACGUCGUUUCCCUCAGCUCCUUUCAAACAGCCUUGACCUUUGCUCUGAAAUUGUCAAAGCAUCGUGCGAUGCUCGUGCAGUUAAUAGGGACGCCACUUUACGAGAGUUUAUGUAAGAAUGUAACACUAGAACAUAUGUACGCACCUUUGAAAACACUGCUCAUGGCCAGCACUUAAACAUACGGUGUGUGUGUGUGUGUGUGUGUGUGUGUGUGUGCAAACAUAGGAUAACUUUCAACGCGCACUACACAUUCCUUCUUGUGCCAUUGUGUACUGUAUAACCUUACAUUUGUAAAGGACCAGAUAUAGAAUAUUUCUUGCUUAAUUCUGGAUAAGCCGAAUGGUGACAGCAAUGACUUUUUUAAAACCUAUCUAUUAUGCCUAUUAAUAAUACACCUCAAAGUAUGUGUAUGAGGAAAACUAUAUAAAGGUAUUUCUGAUACACGAUAUGUAUACCAGUAUUUAUUUAAAAAAAUCUAUCCUCAAGACACUAGAAUAGCAUUUGGAAACAAGGACAACAGAGAUGUCGAAAUUAAAACAAAAGUCACGAAUUUCUACCAUUUUAAAAUUCGUUUUUUGAGGAAAAUGUAGAAAUUCUUCAAACUCAUAGUUUAGUUCGUUUCUAAAUCAUUUAAAACAGCACAAAGCUUCACAGCUUCUUUAAUCAGAGUUUGUAAUUAUUAAUAAAUAAUAUUUUAAAAGAAUAUCAGGAUACUAUCUGUAGGUUCAUUUCUCGUAUAUCAUUCUAUUGCCCAGCCUCGAACAGUGACACAGACUAAGAACAAAUGAGAUGCGUUAGUUCUGAAUAUUUAAAUAACUUUUUUGUAUAUUUAUCUUUUAAACCUGAAGCUGAACAUCCAGUUAUUCAGAAGCUUAUAAGGAAAUAAACAUCAUAUCUAUGAAAA